CGCUGUCCGGUGGCCGCAGCACGGACUGCAAAACCUAAGUGAUCGCUGUCGGACUUAACGCACAGUGUUCUGCUGGAGCUGCGAGUACAAUGGGUGCAAGGAUCUGUGGAUGUGUCCUCCUGCUUGCAGUGGUUUUCAAUGAACUGUAUGCAUCAAGACCAACUGUAAACCAGGAGCUGUCCACUCUUUUCAAUGAGUUAUGGAGGCUGGAUGUGAACCGCAUGAAGCCCGGGAUAGACUACACGAUCUCUGUUCAAGGUAAAGCUGGUUUUGUGAGCCCGGGGAGCCAUGUUGCACAGGACCAUGCCUCACUGCCUCUGUUUUCCCAGGUUAAUGAGACCAAACUGCAGGCCAUAACUACCUAUUCCCGUUUCAUGAAACUUCUUGACAACUAUGAGCGGUCAACAGGCGUGUCCGAGCAAGUCACAGCAGAGGAGGUGACAGAGAAUAAUCUCUUCCUGGAUGCUGUCUUACAGACCGGGGUCAUGAAGCGGGCUCAUAAAUAUCUGAUCAGCAAGGGCCAGUCGAGCUCUGACCUGAGGCAGUUCAAGAGUCAGCUCUACUUAAUCUGGUUCCACCUCUACCACAGGGAAAGAAACGGAGGUGUGGACUCCUGUGGAUUCGAGCAUGUCUUCGUUGGAGAGACAAAAGCUGGGAGAGAAGUCGUUGGUUUCCACAACUGGAUCCAGUUCUACCUGCAGGAGAAGAACAGGCACCUGGACUACAAGGGAUACAAGGCCAGAGACCAUGACUUGCCGGAUCAAGACGACCACGUGCUCAACCUGCAGUUCAGCUGGCACGGUCUGGUCAAGCCGGUUGGCGGCGCCUUCAUCGGGCCCAGCCCAGAGUUUGAGAUGGCCAUCUUCACCGUCAUCUUCCUCAUGAACACAGAGAGAAGCACCGCAGUGGUGGUGAACGUCGACCAGUGCCAGAUGGAGCUGGUGGUGGUCAGGCACGGCCGCUCCCUCGGGACGGCCUAUCCAAAACUGCUGAGCAGCAACAGCAGACAUUUGAGGCAGCAGAGGGAGUAGCAGGUUUUGAAGACUUGACCUCAUUUGGCCCGGUGAUAUUUACCUCCUCAUAGCUUUUGUUUGCAAAUGUGACACAAGCAGACUGUGGCUCAGUAAAUACUGCCCAAACCUACACAGAAUAUUUAGGAAUAUGUAUGCAAAUGCAAAGUGUUUUUCGUUUUCAAUACAAUAUAUAGAACAUGCAUGAUCAUUAACAUUUGUACUUUUUUUUAUAUGCAAAGUAAGUGACUAUUUUUAUAUUUCACAUUUGGUCAUCUUUAUAUAAAGCCAAUAAAAAUGAAGA
Messenger RNA from Myripristis murdjan (pinecone soldierfish), 1314 nucleotides. It is a transcript of the gene endouc, whose product is annotated as endonuclease, polyU-specific C. The record is from RefSeq and is a predicted model, not a curated record. Gene Ontology annotation, molecular function: RNA endonuclease activity. Lineage: Eukaryota; Metazoa; Chordata; Actinopteri; Holocentriformes; Holocentridae. The coding region runs from base 90 to 1031 and encodes 313 amino acids. The transcript is spliced from 8 exons.